Messenger RNA from Gryllus bimaculatus (two-spotted cricket), 7971 nucleotides. The record is from the annotation of a GenBank genome assembly. Lineage: Eukaryota; Metazoa; Arthropoda; Insecta; Orthoptera; Gryllidae.
CCAAAAUGACAGUUGUGUAGAACGUCACCACCACCACUUGUCAAUAUUGUUCUCCAAGAUGAUAAAUAUAAUGUUAUUGACAUGCUUUAAAUGAAGAAAUACAACAACAGGAAAUUGAACGUAAGUGAAAAUUCGCGUAGAAGGAAUGAAUCAGAUAAUGUUAAUCAUCCGCACACGCCUGCAAGUCGAAAGCCCCUUCAAAGACGAGUUCUGCGAGCGUUUCAUGGUCUUGGAAGAUUUCUACUGAUUGGAUUUUGUAAUGGAAUCAUUGACUAGUGGUAACCAUGAUGAAAGGAAAAAAGAAGAAAUUGAAAAUGCUUUAAAUGCUUUGACCAAGAACCGCAAUGCACAUGAAAUCACCUCACAAAUCUCUGAUGCAGGAAUUUAUUCCUAUGCCGCCAUCUGUGCCUUAUCUCUGCAUGAACUUUUUGAUAAUGAGUGGGAUCGCUCAUUUUGCCACAAAUGCAUCAAGCAAAUUCUUGAUCACUUGAAACUUCCUAAACAGGUGGAAGGAGUUAUGAUGACUUUGGUUGACGGUCAUGCCCAACAGACCCCUGAUGCUUACAUUGACCUCCUUCUUCAGGAGCAAGCUUUAAAUGGAAAUGCCAUUUACAUUGUUGAAGAUCUUGUUAUUCUUGCAGUCAAAGAAGGUAAAUAUGACGCACGGACCAGAGUCCUGGUGCGUCAUGUGGCAUGGCUGCUUCUUGUUCCACAAAGUGUUGUUGAUGCUUUUGAAGAAUCUCUUGUUGAAAGUCUAACUGAUGAAGCAGUUUCCCUAUCUGAGGAGCAACAAGAAGAAAUGGCUCGACGUCAACGUAAAAAACGUUACAAACGUUAUGCUCUUAUUGGAUUGGCAACAUUAGGUGGAGGAGCAGUCCUUGGCCUGACAGGUGGACUGGCCGCACCUCUCAUUGGAGCUGGAGUGGGUUCUGUGUUGGGAGGAGCCACUGCUGCUGCCAUUGGUUCAACUGCUGGGGUAGCAAUAAUAGGAUCUCUGUUUGGUGUUGCUGGAGCUGGGCUCACUGGCUUCAAAAUGAAAAAACGUGUUGGAGAAAUUGAAGAAUUUGCUUUUGGAUAUCUAUCUCCAGUUUCCAUUUCUUCUUCAAGUCAUUCAGAAGAUACAGAUAGUUCCAGCAGCUUUGAUAGCAGUUCAACGUCCACUCCUUCUACACCUGUUGUGACAGGGCCUGCCAGUGGCCCUAUUUCUCAGCAACUUCACAUUACUAUUGCUAUCUCAGGGUGGCUGAGUGAUGAGCAAGAAGAUAAUUUUACACGACCGUGGCAUUCUCUACUAAGUUCCAAAGAGCAGUAUUAUCUUCGAUAUGAAUCAUCAUACUUGCUGGAAUUAGGGAAGGCAAUGGAACUUAUUUUGUCUUUUGCUGUUUCAAUGGCUGCUCAAGAGGCAUUAAAGUAUACAAUUCUUUCAGGUUUGAUCAGUGCCAUUGCCUGGCCUUCUUCACUCGUUACUCUUGCUUCUGUAAUUGAUAAUCCUUGGGGAGUUUGCUGCCGGCGGUCAGCUGAAGUAGGAAAGCAACUGGCAGAAGUACUUCUUGCUCGUGAACAAGGGCAUCGACCGGUGACACUCAUUGGUUUCAGUCUGGGAGCUAGAGUCAUAUAUUACUGUUUGAGAGAAAUGUCCCAGAGGAAAGAUUGUGAAGGCAUAAUUCAAGAUGUUGUAUUAUUAGGAGCUCCUGUGACAGGUUCUCCUAGAGAGUGGCAACCUUUGACAAGAGUUGUGGCUGGUAAAAUAGUAAAUGGAUAUUGCAAGAGUGAUUGGUUGUUGAAGUUCCUAUAUAGAACCUUAUCUAUAUCCAGUGAUGUUGCUGGAUUGCAACCAGUGGAAUGUAAAGAUCGUCGAAUCUGCAAUGUUAAUCUUAGUGAAAUUGUUGCAGGGCAUAGUGAAUAUCCAGACAAAAUGUCAGCAAUUUUAAAGGUUAUUGGUAUACGUACUCGAGAGGAUGCUCUUGAUGUUGAAGCAAGACUGACUAAGUCCAAAUCAGACUUACCUGGAAUUUCACAACCUCGAGGAAGAGAAAGUCCUUCUUUGCUAUCACUACAACCUUCCAAGUCGGACAAUAUGCUAAGCUCAAGAGUACAACAUUACACUACCACAAAAAUUACUUCACCUUUGGCCCAAACUGAUGAUUCUUCUAUUGACACUGAACUAGGAGAAGAAGCUAUUAAUAUGGUUGCAAAUAUGAGGGUUCAAGAAGGUACAAAUUUACCUUCUGUUUCUGGAUGCAUUCCAAGCACAGAUGUUCCAAAUACAGAGAAUAUGAUUGAAACCUCUAGUUCUAUCAAUCUUUCACAGCAGGUAGAUUUAUCCUACAAUAGAAUUGAUUUAGAGUGUCCUGAUUCAGAAUUUCAAGUACAGUCAAUUAAAACAGAGGAUCAUAUAUCAAAAGAAUGACAAUCUUAGCAUUUAGUGUCUUCACUUUUAUUUUAUGAGUUAUUAAUCAUAUUAGACUUGGAGCUGAAGAAAAAUAAUAUUUGAAGUAGAUUAGAGGAGGUGGUAGAACCUUCACAAGAUGCAUAUUUUUAUGAAGAGUAUUCAGAAAAAUGCACUUUCAAUACACAUAUCACUAUUAUAGUUGCCCAAUUGUGACAUAUCAAAUGCUUUUUUUUAUUUUUUGUAUGUCAUACAGCUAAUGAAUUUUGAGAAAUAUUUCAUUUUCUUUAAGGAAGAAUUAUUGAGGAACAAUAGUAUUUAAUGUUUUAUUCCAUAGAAUUUGCUGAAACCGUUUUCAAAAGUUAAUGAGUAAAUUAAAAAAGUCAAUUUUCACCUGGGGCCAGUUAAAAAUCAUUGAAAUUCAAAUGCAUUUCUCAUUCACAUUCUGUGCUGUUGAUCUUGAAAGGUAAAAUAUUGGCCCAGAUGCAAAUUUAAAUGUUACUCAUGGCAUCGUUAAUUAAACUCUAAUUAUUAUGUAUGAGUUUGGGCUGUAAUAUCCAGUACCACUUGAAACAGUAUUAUCAACAAGUCAUUUUUUAAAUUGUCAUGAAAUGCCAAGUGUUUGGAGUACAUAAUGUAUAUUAUUUUUGUAUAGUUAUACAUCAACAACAUUUGUAUAUCCUCAAGUCAAUUGACUCCAUUACUUCACUUGUUAUUGACUAAACAUCUAUUCAAUAGGUACAGACAAUUCUCCAUUAAGCAAGUUAAGUGCAAUUACUUUGGUGAAAUAUUAUUGAAGCCAGAAUUAUGUAUUGAAAUAGCACAUAUAAUUUAUUGUGGACUUCUAGGGAAAAUUAAUGUCUUUUUCAUUAAUUUUAAAACAAAAAUAUUUCUAAUACAUUAUUAUCAUUCAAAUAUAUGCUUUCAAAUUAACAUUGUUAUUGUGGAUGCCUGAGCAAAAAAUUCAUGCCAGCUUGCUUACUAUAAAAGUUCAUAAUCAUCUUCAUUACCAAGUUAUUUAAGCAUUGGGUGGCAGGACUGUUAAGCAACUAAAAGCCAAGAUAGGUCUCUGCCUCCAAAAAGUCACUAACAGAUGAAGUUCUGGGGUUUAGUUUUUAGCAAAUUUUUCGCAUUGUAUUUUUUUGUGACACAGAUGUACACUCUGUGUAGUAUCUUGUGGGAAUUCUCCCAAGUUCUAAGAAAAGCUUCUUUGUCACCACCUAGUGGUAACAAUAGAAAAACUAAUACAUAUCACUUCAGUGCUUUGCAGUGUGAUCUAGACACGUAGUAUGCCUUAUUAGUUGUAGGACCUGGAGAUUUCUGCCUUUAGAAAGGAGGUAUCACAAUUUUUAGAUUCACAAGGCCAAAAGUUCUUUUGAUGAAGAAAUUUAACUAAAAUAUUAUUUUAUUAAUUGUACCAGAUUUUGUAGUUUAAACUUAUGGAAAGUAAUUCUGGUACAUUUUAUGCUUAUAUUUCUUGCAUACUCUUGAAAUAUCAACACAGCUGCUCAACUUCCAUCAUAAUUUGUAUUAUUAUGAACUGAACUGUACUUGUGGCAGAAAGAACCAAUCACCUAAUAUUUAUUGAUAUUUCUGAAUUAGAAUAUAAUGGUUGUUACCAUUAAGAAUUGUAAGCUCUUUGUAGAUAAAUAUACUGUACAAACUUUCCUAUUGAAUAACUAUAAGUAUCAACUUGUAGACAAAUGUAAAAGGCUUUGUAGAUAAUGUUGAGAAGAAACUUUCAUAUUUUUUAUCUAGUUUUAGAUGCUACAGAAAAAGUAUUUUUGAGUAGAAAUAUAUUCAACUGUAUUUACUUAAUGAAUUGCCAUGAAGUGCAUCAUCCCUUAUUCUACAUUUUUUUAUUAUGGUACAGAAAAGGCUUUAAUCACAGCUGUUCUUUAACAGAAAUGCUUAGUGUGCUCACCAAACUGUUUAUUUCAGAAACCCGUCAAACGCCAAAAUCUAAAAUAUGCAUUAGCGGCGAAUCAUUGCCCCAGGAGGAUAGACACAUUGUAUAGUGCAUAUUUAUAUGAACAAUAUUAAUUAUCAACUGCUUUAAUAAAUAUUCUGAAAACAGAAAAUUUGGAGACUUUUCGUCAGUUUUCUUGAAAUGAGCAAUUUAGUGUUUGACGGGUUUCUGAAAUAAACAAUUGAAUUGCUGGCAUAUAUCUGAAACCCAGCAUUCCUUUCCAGAGACUGCUGUUCAAAAUACAGACAAUUGAUAUGGAAUUUGUGAUGGGUAAAGCUGAUUUAUAAAAGAUGGCUAGGACAUCUCUCAUGUACCCUGUAUACAUUCCACCAGUGUUACUUUAUUAUUCACUUCCAUUACCAUAGUUUAUUAACCUUCUUUGGCCUGUUGCUUUAGGCCACGCCAGCUGGCACACUCAACAUUGCUUGGCUAAUUUUUGGUGCUUUUCACCAUCGUAUAACAAAUCUAUUCAUGGUAAGAAAACAAGAAAAUAAACAAUCAAAAUUAAGCAUGUUAAGUAAAAAUUGUUUGUUGUGAUUUCAAAGUAUUAAAAAUAAUUAAUUAUUUCUCAAAUCAAACUUAAGUGUUUAAAAGGGAAGAUUCACUUUUCUGGCAGACUAAUGUUAGGGUAAAGAUACAUAGUGCAUUCUUAAAACAGUUGGUAGUUAUGGCCAAUUUGAAACCCAUAUUUUUAUAUUACUACAAAAAGUGUCACAAUAUUGAAUAAUAAAUUGUAAUUUAACACUUAUCAGAGCUAGGUCAUGAAAAGAAUUGGUAAUUAAUUUAGUAACUAUGUUUUGUUGGGAAUGCAUGUAAUCUUAUGUAUUGUAUUUUAGUAAUGUUUCAUGUUAAUUGUUUUCAUUAUUCCAUCCAUUCAUGACCUAACUGGAAGACUUGCAAAGAAAUGGAAAAGCAAAAUAAUGCACAAUAAAACACAUUGCAUUCACAUUUUAGUUUUGUUAGUCAAUAAGCAAUAUAUUAAAAUAUGACACCUGUCUUUUUUACCAUUUAUUUAUAAUUUAUUAAUGAAAGAAGGGCCUACUUACACUUUUUAGAAACGAAUUAAUCAAGAGUUAAACAAAUCAUAUUGAAGGCAGAUUAAAUGAGUAAUUGAAUGAUGAGAGUAACAAUAUCCUUACAAUCGCCUGACAAUAUAGUUUCUUGUUUCUGAGCAAUCCUCAUUAAAAAUCACUUAGAUACCUAUGCCAUAUGUUCAAUAUGAAGAAGUUUUCAAUGUGUAACUAAUCUUAUAUUUUAAGAAUUAUAAUUAUUUUUUUCUGAAUUCCUUGCACAUUUCUAAUGUGACAUUAUCUUUCCUUCAAAAAUGAAGCACAAGUAUGGGGUUUAUAGUAGGCAAAUGAACCAAUUUCAAAAUUAUUUCUACUAAUUUUAACAUUCACUUCAAAAUAAUCUACAUCAUUAAGGCUCUUGGCCUUCACUAUUUACCUUUGACACUUCCAUCACGUUCCUCCCAUUCAGGCCAAAUGUUUUACACAGUAAUUUUCAGUCAGGCUCUGGUAAAUCUUUAGGACUUACCUAACUUCAAGAAAAACAUAUACAUUUAAUCUCCCAGGUACUCUCUUUUGCCUCCAUACAUGAUCAUGCUUUUUUGAAUUCAUUGUCUGAUUGACCUUUUCAUCAUUGACCAAGCUCCCCCUGUGCCGCCCACACAGCAGUAGACCAUUACUUUUCCUUUGACUGAAACUUUAAUUUACCGUUGGCCUUCUACAUAUCCACAUCAUUUACAAAUACUUCAUUUCAACAUAUCUUCCUCAGGUAUAUUUGCACUGUAUCUGAGAACUAGUGGAAGAACCAACUUUUUCUGAUCAUUGUAAUUUGCAGGAUACAAACAAAGUUUAAGAUGUGGCAACAUCACAAAAAAUAAUUCUACUUUGCAGUUUGGGGAUGUUUGUUUGUUGGCAGAAAAUCACCUUUGUUAAUUUUUUUGAAGCAGUCAAUUUUAAAUGCAAGGGUGGGGAUGGUUGAAAAGUCAGGUUUAUGGGGCUUCUAUUGAAUAUUAUUAUAAUUUUAUCAACCCUGGCCCAAACAGGCCUGUGGAAUGUGGUGAAAAUUUUGCAUGGAGAAAUUGUUCUUCCCUUGAAUGAAUAAAAUUAUAGUUCCUUUCUGAAAUUUCAUAAUUUUUUAUUAUAUUAAUAAUUUUUUCUGUUAUAAUCAAUGCUUCCCAUUUCUUUGCACGGAACGGAACAUAUCACAGAAUGCCUCAAAAUAUUUGUCUUGAGAAUGAAAACACUUCUAUUAUUUCAUGUAAGAUCCUUGUUUACAGGGAGUGUCUGGUCUGUAGAAAAUUAAAUACUGAAUUAAUUUAAAGUAAAUAUUUUUGGAAUACUAAAUUUAUUAUUUGUAAAGGGCAACUGCUGGUUUGGAAAAAUUCCAAUUUGUCAUUUAAUGUAUCUGUUCACCACUACGGGUGAAUGAUAACAAAUGUUUGUACCAUAAAGUUUAACAAAUUAAUCAUUUUUGGAAAAAAAUGUUUUAUAUUUUUAACUUUAUUGCUUGCUGAGAUUUAAACCUAGAUUCUUUUAAGAGAUGAUGGCUGAUAUAAUACAGUAUACUGAAUCCAAAAAUUAUCAGCAUCCAAAAGCACAACUGUACCUGAGCUAUUUCCAAACCAACAGUUUGCUCUAAUAAAUUUGUUUUUGUAAAAAUAUGGAAAAUGAGAGGAUGAAAGUAUUCUUUAUGAUAUAUUUGAUGAAAAUUAUCAGAAAAUCCUUUGAAAGAAAGUUGAAAUAAUCAUAAUAUGUGUAAUGAGGCCAAGAGUUACUACCUACUUAUAAAAACCCACUAAAAAAUUGAAGUCAGUUUUAAACAGAUCAUUGAGCCAAAUGCAUUCACUAAUUCCUGGUGAAGAGAUUCCUGCAUAUAAAAAAUUUACUAUAUAAAACUGAAAUGUGCACAUGCUGUGUUACUUCUUAAUUUUCUACAUUCAGACACACUCAGUAUUUAGUGUUUGAAGCCAUUACUAUUUACGUACAUAGAAACAUAAUAAAAAUUAUUCAAAAUGAAAUCAAAGUAAUGAACAACUAUCAUUUUCAUCCUACUUGUAGGGUGUACACCAUAUUGCUAUAUUUGAAGUAACCAUCUGGACAAACCAAAUCAUCCUAAAAAUAGAAAGGACACAUGACCUCCAUGUCAUACAACAUUCAAACAAGUAACAUACCAGAUCACAGUUAAAUGUGUAGAAUGUUUUUGAAAGCUGAUUACUUACUACAGUUUAGCUUUAAAAACUCAUCUUCAAAUCCCUUUCACUAAUGUCUUGAGUUCCAAGGAUUCAAUACUAUGCAAUAAUUAUUGGGUAAGAAAUUUUAUGGUCGAAUUUAUUUUCUCAACAAUAAAUAGUCUGCAAACAUCUGCCAUUUAUGGUUCAUAUUCUGCCAAGGAAUUUGCAUCUACAAUUUAUUUUUGGAAAUUCUGUUUCUUCUGUGUACAGAAACGCAUUGUUCUCGUAUUCUCCUGGUUUUAUACAAUAAAAAUUGUUUAAAAAAAUUGUUCCAUAUUGCAUAGAAAAUAUUCAUUAUAAAUAUUCUUUAAAAGAAGACUGUACCGCUGACUCAGAAUAAAUGUUUCUUGGCAUGUAGAGAUUCAAGAUGAUCAU